This is a messenger RNA of Suillus plorans, 306 nucleotides long. RefSeq lists its product as uncharacterized. The record is from RefSeq and is a predicted model, not a curated record. The transcript has 4 exons. The annotation marks the transcript as partial. Lineage: Eukaryota; Fungi; Basidiomycota; Agaricomycetes; Boletales; Suillaceae.
AGGGAUGUAGUAGAUCCGCCCAUCACUAGUCCAACGGCGGACACUGUAUGGCAAGUCGGAGAGAAGCAGCUGGUAACUUGGAGCACUGACGAUUUAUCUCCUAAUGUUACCAAUCCGGUUGGGAUGCUGGUUUUGGGAUACAUGUACAACAACAGCGAGAACUUAAUGUUGAGCUCACCGCUUGCAACGAACAUCAAUUAUACGGACGGUCAAGUUCUGAUCACCGUCCCCGAUGUGGAGACACGAGAAGAUUAUAUCGUUGUCUUGUUUGGGGACUCUGGCAACGCCAGUCCAGAAUUUACCAUC